Molecule: messenger RNA, 1044 nt
Organism: Salvia hispanica
Lineage: Eukaryota; Viridiplantae; Streptophyta; Magnoliopsida; Lamiales; Lamiaceae
Source: RefSeq, a predicted model, not a curated record
AUGACCCUUGAUCGUGCAUUGGACUUCUACAACAAUUAUGCUCGAUAUGUUGGGUUUGACACCCGUAAGAAGGGAUCAAAAAAGGAAAAAGAUGUCAUUACUUGGAUUUAUGUGGUGUGUAGCCGAGAAGGUACAAAGCAAAGAAAAAAUGAACAACAUGAGGUGAAACGCAAGUGUUCUUCUAUUAAGUGCUUUUGUAAUGCUAAAGUGUCUUGGAAGUUUUUUAUGGGUGUUGGUUAUGUUAUACAAAGUUUUGUUGAAGAACAUAAUCACGAGAUGGUUGAGGAACGCCAUAAGCGUUUUAUGAAGUUGAACCGCAAUUUGGAUUUAGUCCAUCAGAAAUUCAUACUUGAUUGCGCUAAUGCAAAUAUCGGUCCAACUUUAAGUUUUAGCUUACUCAAGGAAGUACUUGGUGGAUUAGAUUAUGUAGGGUGUACUGUUUUAGAAGUGCGCAACUACAGACGCGACCUUAGAGCAUACGUGGAAGGAGCUGAUGCACAAAUGCUAUUAAAUGAGAUGCGCAGGAAGAAGGAACUUUGUGGAGCAUUUACCUAUGAAUUUGAGGUCAACUCAAAGGAUAGACUGACACGUUUGUUUUGGUGUGAUCCAACUGCCAAGAGAAAUUAUCAUUUGUAUGGUGAUAUUGUUUCUUUUGAUACGACAUACUCAACAAAUAGGUACUGCAUGAUAUUUGCUCCUUUUACGGGCAAGGAUAAUCAUGGUCGCCCUGUGACAUUUGCUGCUGGCCUUUUGUCCAAGGAAAAUGCCGACUCCUUUUCAUGGUUAUUUAAACAAUUUGUGAAAUGUAUGGGUGUGGCUCCGAAGCUAAUCGUAACCGACCAAGACUUAGGAAUGAAAGUUGCUAUUGCAGAGGUUCUUCUUAGUACGAGACACAGGUGGUGCAUGUGGCAUAUAAUGAAUAAAGUUGCUGACAAAUUGCCAAAGAACAUGCUUGGUAGUGAAGAACUAAAGAAGGAAUUGAAUGCAUGUGUUUGGUCGGAGUUGAUAGAGCCGAUGCAUUUGAAGAAUCUUGGCAUGCUAUAA